Messenger RNA from Gamsiella multidivaricata, 558 nucleotides. RefSeq names its product ras related protein 1b. Gene Ontology annotation, biological process: signal transduction. Gene Ontology annotation, cellular component: plasma membrane. Gene Ontology annotation, molecular function: GTPase activity; GTP binding; GDP binding. The record is from RefSeq and is a predicted model, not a curated record. NCBI's taxonomy places the organism in Eukaryota, Fungi, Mortierellomycota, Mortierellomycetes, Mortierellales, Mortierellaceae. The transcript has 3 exons. The coding region runs from base 1 to 558 and encodes 185 amino acids.
AUGCGUGAAUACAAACUGGUCGUCCUUGGCUCUGGAGGCGUCGGCAAGUCUGCCUUGACCGUUCAAUUCGUACAGUCAGUGUUCGUGGAUCGAUACGACCCAACAAUCGAGGAUUCCUAUCGAAAGCAGGUCGAAGUGGACGGCCAUCAAUGCAUGCUGGAGAUCCUAGACACAGCCGGAACGGAGCAGUUUACAGCAAUGCGGGACCUCUACAUGAAGAACGGACAGGGGUUUAUCCUCGUUUUCUCGAUUAUUGCUGCUCAAACGUUUGAUGAGCUGCACGAACUCCACAGACAAAUCCAACGAGUCAAGGACAGCGACACUGUUCCUAUCGUCCUUGUCGGUAAUAAGUGCGACUUGGAGGAUGAUCGAACUGUGCCGCGAGAGGAGGGAGAGAGGCUGUCGAGCAAGUGGGGAUCAGCGCCAUUUUACGAAACGUCGGCACGAACAAGGAUAAACGUGGAUGAAGUUUUUUACGAUCUGGUUCGGUUGAUUAACAGGCAGAAUCCCGUCAGGACAGACAGAGCUUCACGCAGAAGGCGUUGCAGAAUCCUCUGA